Molecule: messenger RNA, 2736 nt
Organism: Yarrowia lipolytica CLIB122
Lineage: Eukaryota; Fungi; Ascomycota; Dipodascomycetes; Dipodascales
Cellular component (GO): plasma membrane
Molecular function (GO): calcium-activated cation channel activity
Source: RefSeq, a predicted model, not a curated record
AUGGCUGCCGACAACGGAGAGGCCAACACCCAGGACACCUCGGUGUCCAACAUGGUCACGACGUUGAUUUCCAACGGAGUGACGCUCGGCGUGUUUUUCAUUGCCUUUCUCAUUCUGCGACCCAAGUUCAAGCGAAUCUACCAACCCCGAUCGUUCCUGCCAACGGUGCCGGAGCGAGAGCGAACCGAACCGCAGGCCGUGUCCCCGGUGUCGUGGCUGAUGCAGCUGUGGCACAAGAAGGACUCGCGAAUUCUGGAGGAGGCCGGACUCGACGGCUACUUCUUCCUGCGAUACAUCCGACUGUCGUUCAUCAUUGUGGUUGUGGGCAUUGUGCUUCUGUACCCCAUUCUGCUGCCCGUCAAUGCCACUGGCAAGGGAGAUGCCGGGGGUCUCAACCUGCUGGGCUUCACAAACAUUCUGUCGCCCUCCGAGUCCAACCGAUUCUACGCCCACGUUCUGCUUGGCUGGAUCUUCUUUGGAUUCUGUCUGUUUAUGAUCUACCGAGAGUUUGUCUACUUCAUUUCCAUCCGACAGGCGGUUCUGACCUCCCCCGCCUACUCCACCCGACUCUCGUCGCGAGUCGUGCUCAUCACCUCGCUGCCCGAAGACUACCAGGACGAGACCGAGCUGCGAAAGCUCUUCCGAGGCGUGCACACCGUCUACGUGUCGCGAAACUUCAAGAAGAUUGAGAAGAAGGUUGCCGAGCGAGAAAAACUAGCUGGCAAGCUGGAGGGAGCCGAAAACAAAAUGAUCAAGAUGGCUAUCAAAAACAAGCUUAAGGCCGAAAACAAGGGCAAGACCCCCAAGGAUCUGUCGUUCCAGGACGGAAAUAUGUCCACGUUUGUGCUCGACAAGAAGCGACCCACUCACCGACUCAAGUUCCUCAUUGGAGAGAAGGUUGAUACCAUCAACUACGCCCGAACCGAGGUGGGCAAGCUGAACCGAGAGAUUGAAGACAUGCAGGCCCAUCUAGACCAGAACGACAAGCUAAACUCCGCGUUUGUGCUCUUCAACACCCAGGAGGACGCCCAGGUCGCCUACCAGCUGCUUGCCCACCACAAGGCUCUGCACGCUGCCCCUCGAUACACCGGUAUCUCUCCCGACGAGGUCAUCUGGUCCAACCUGCGAGUCAAGUGGUGGGAGCGAGUCACCAAGGCCAUGGUUGUCAAGGCCUUCCUGACCGCCCUGAUUGUGCUGUGGGCCAUCCCUGUGGCUGUGGUUGGUUCCUUCUCCAACAUCAAGUCGCUGACUGGUCUUGUUCCCUUCCUCGACUUCCUCAACAACCUGCCCUCGCAGCUGCAGGGUCUGGUGUCUGGUCUGCUCCCCACCAUUCUUAUGGCUGUGCUCAUGAUGCUGCUUCCCAUCAUCAUCCGACAGUGUGCCAAACAGGCUGGUUGCCCCACCACUACCCGGGUCGAGUACUACACACAGAACGCCUACUUUGCUUUCCAGUUUGUUAACGUCUUCCUCAUCACCACCUUUGCCUCUUCUGCAGCUGCCACCGUCAAGGCCAUCAAGGACAACCCAGGAUCCGUCAUGACGAUGCUGUCCGGUAAUUUGCCCAAGUCGUCUAACUUCUUUGUGUCCUACAUCAUGCUGCAGGCCCUGUCUUUCCCUGGUGGUGCCCUGCUGCAGAUUGUCGCUCUGAUUCUCUUCAAGCUGCUCGGCACUCUGCUCGACAACACUCCCCGUAAGAUGUGGACCCGAUACAACAUUCUUGGCUCUACCUCCUGGGGAACUGUCUUCCCCAUGUACACGUUCCUGAUUGUUGUUUCAAUCGCCUACGCGUGUGUCUCGCCCAUCAUCCUUGUCUUUUCCGCCGUUGGUUUCGCUCUCAUCUACCUCGUUUUCCUCAACAACCUGGUAUACUGCGAGGUGCCUGCUGAUGGGCGAGGAAUCUACUACUCUCGAGCUCUGCGACAAACCAUGCUCGGCAUUUACUUUGGCCAGAUUUUCAUGCUGGCUCUGUUCAUUAUGGCAAAGUCUUGGGGACCGCUUGCUCUGCAGGUCAUCUUCCUCGUCUUCACCUGCUUCUUCCACAAGACCAUGCUCAAGGCCUUCAACCCUCUGCUGGACGCUGUGCCCAUCAACCUGAUGCGAGAGUGUGCUGUCGGCGCCCCCGAGAAGCAGCGUCUUCUUGAUGCCCCUCCUCGUCUCUCUGGUGACGUCUUCUCUGACGCCCAUGCCUACCUUCCCGAUGAGCAAGGCAAUAUCAGGGCUACACAUUCUGCCAACCUGGGUGUUCCUCAGGAGCACCCCAUUCUGUCUUCUGAGAAGGAUGGCGUUGAGACCGAUACUGAGAAGAUUGCUACCACCACCAACACGUACACCUCGUACGACGGCGGUGAGGAUCCUCACUACCGACCUCCCACCCACCAGUCGACCAUCAUGCAGUUCCUCAGUCCCUACGAGCAGCUGGCUCCUCGACAUCUGCAGAAGACUUUCCUGACUCCCUACUUCCACGAGCCUGCUGCUCCUCUGACCAUUGAGCAGGAGAAGGCAGCCUUCCUGCACCCUGCCACAUCUGCUCCUGGUCCUCUCAUCUGGAUGGCGCAGGAUCCCUAUGGACUCUCUACCGUGGAGGUUGAGGAGACUGAGGCUGCUGGGGUGGAUGCCACCGACAAGGGAGCUUGGUACAAGAUUGAGGAGGUGAACAAAAAGGGCAAGAAGAAGGAGGCGAUUGAGUUUGCCGAGCUUGGCCACAUUCCCAUCUGGGACACUCCUGUGGAUUACUAG